This is a messenger RNA of Thermothelomyces thermophilus ATCC 42464, 3199 nucleotides long. RefSeq lists its product as uncharacterized. The transcript has a single exon. NCBI's taxonomy places the organism in Eukaryota, Fungi, Ascomycota, Sordariomycetes, Sordariales, Chaetomiaceae. The record is from RefSeq and is a predicted model, not a curated record. Bases 399 to 3005 code for a protein of 868 amino acids.
ACUGUUUCGAGGCUACGGCCAGGUUAAAAAGCUGGGCCGCCCUCCCAGUCGGCGCCGCACGUUGGGUCGCCCUAACGCAAAAUCCGCGACCGACCGCCCAUCGUCUCUUGAAAAACUCGCAUUCAUCGGGCAAAGAUGUCUCGCAAGCGCCGCGCUGUUGUUCUCAAGAAACCAGCCUGCUCGCGCGACCGUAACGAGCGACAACGAAAAGCGGAGUUGUCGAAAAUGGCUGGUUACGAGCGUGCAGCAUGAGACCCCGCCAGCGCUCGCGGCAGCUUGGCUUCUCGAACUUCUUCACAACAUCACCCUUUUCCUCCUACACGGUAAUUAUUCUAUUUGGCAUCGUAUCACAAACGGGCUGCACGCUCGCUGUCUAAAACCAGGCGGUAAGCGAAUCGAUGCCGCCAACUCGCCCUCAGCGGGCCAAAAGCCCUGAAGCAGCCCCGACCGGACCUUCCCGCCGGGCCCCCCGCGUAGAUCGCCAUUGCCGUGCAUUGCACGAAGACGGUUCCGAUUGCCGCGCGCGCCUGCUCCACGCCAGCCACGUCUUUUGCCCCGCUCACCACCGAGAGUACAAACGGCUGUACGAGUCGUACAAGCGGACCGAGAAGCACUACAGCGGCAUCGAGUCAAAGGCUGACGGGGCCGACGAUGUCAAGACAACGAUCAAGGCCAAGGUGGCCGCCGGUAGAGAAACCCUGCGACUAAGGGACCAGGUCAACCGUCGGUUUUUUAGUUUCUCGGUUCAGAACCGCGGUCAUGUCAAGUGGAUCAUGAAGCUCCAAUCCGAAGUCCUCGCUCUGGAGCGGGAGCUGGAGCGGGAGUUGGCGGCCCCGGAAGCCCCGGAAGCCAAGGGCUCUGCGAGUCCAAGACGGCCGCCGAAGCCGCAAUCACUGUCACCACUUGAUCCGGCAGUUCCAUUGUCGGCGCUGGGUCACCUCCCUGUUAGCAGCCCUAUCGUCGUCCUGAGACAAGCCUCCGACGCCAUCUUGACUGCCAAGAUCAAGGAACUCUACUCCAUCUCGCCCGCACUGGAUGACUCGUCAUCCCUCGUCCUCGAUGACGUCGACCCCGGCGUCACGAGGGAGCUAGACGACCGUGACUAUAUCAUUCGCUUCUUCUUUCGCGAGCUUAUCGCGCAGAAAGCCGACGCCGACGUGCUUGCCAGGGCCGCCCGAACCCAAAGUAUCAACACUUUUCUCCGCGAGUCGUCAGCAGAGCAUGUCGAGGGUUAUAUCCGAUUCUUCCACGCUUUUCAAGAGGGACGCCAUCACACGUUGCAUAUUUUGCGUGACGCUGUUUGCGACUAUCUCUUAAUAGAUUCGAAAUCGCCAUCCACCACGAUUCUGGGCGCCGGAAUCGCCACAGAUGACAGCCCACGGAGAAUGACUUCUAGGGGCUGGGACCUAUUAUGGACCAACUUCCACGACAUUGUGGGGUGGUGGAACCUCGAGCUUUUUGCCGUUCAGUUCGACGACUUAGUCGCGGUUAAGGCCUUGACGGCGUGCCAACGCUACGGAACGGGAACCCCGAGCGAGGAUGACGAGGAUGACAAGGACAACGAGGACAACAGGGACGACGUCUCAAGCUGGUACGUGCCCAACGAAGACGUCUCUCAGGAAAGCGCGCUCGCUGUGUUACAUGGCUUCAUCGCCGUCACAAAGGGCUUCAGCGACCACGACUCGCCCCGCGUCGAAGCCGAGCCUGCCUUUGCCAAGGAAAGGCAGACACGCUGCUACCUUGUGGGACGGAUGAGCAAGCAGGAUCCCGUGGCCAGGCAGCUGGCGCAGGAGCUGGCCGAGAGGAUAGCGAGCUUUGUCGUUUUGGUGUAUGAUCGAGAGAAGGAAGGAGAGGCGGCCUCCGCUCUGGUCUUACCAGCCCCCCCUGACGCAAACCCGUGGAUCGGACGAUCUCGCACGGCGCCCACAAACGAAGCGCUCGGCUCCCAACCUUGGACGGUGGAGUGGUCUUUGGCUGAUGUCCUCAGCGACAUUGGGCUUAUCCACAGCCUGAGGGACAGGAACAUGGCAAAGGACUAUUACGAGUUCAUCAUCAUCGAUAGAACCCCGGGGAAGACAUUCGAUAUUCUCGAUGCCGUGGCAGAUGCCUUGUCUAAGCUGAAGGGAGAUUCGCCAUUCGACCAGGUCUUCCGUCAGGUCAUCGCGAAAUACGUCCCAGCUGAGGAGCGAGACCAGUAUCUGGAGGCCGUUGCGCAGAUGGAUUUUGGCCAACCUACACUGUCAGCACCUCCCCAGUAUCUAGGCAACCGCGUCAGAAGCUGGGACAUUCCCAACUCACUCCGUGCUAUUCUUGGUGCUGCGCUGCAGGAUUCGUCACGGGUCACCACCCUGCAUGAGUCGCGGCUCAUCUCCCACGUCGCGGCGGACCUCGAAUCGCACGGUGUCACUGCGCGGAUUACCGAGUACGAGGCAUCUCACACCUGCCCAAUCGCUGUGCGAGGCGUCGACGGGCUCGACGACCUCUACUUCCACUACGACAUGGGGCCCAUGAGCGAACGAGUCAUCCGCGGGAGCGUGCUUGAUUUCGAUCCUUCCAUCAACAGUCUCACCGAGUUCGCCGAAGCCUACCACCGUGCCCACCCCAACGCCGUCUUCGCCAAGGGGAGCAUAAAGGUUCAUUACUGCGCGUGGCCCAUGCCCAUGCUUGCCGGGCCGCGCUACUCUCGUCUCAACUUUCGUACGCCCGAAGGCCGCCUGUACAGGUGGAAGGCACUGCCGUUCGACAUCCCCUUAGCCUCCCGCGUGUGGCAGGUGUUCGUCAAUCACGAGCUCAACAGCAGACUGCCAUUCGCUCGCCUCCAACAAACGACUUUGCUGAUAUGUGCCGAGAACCGAGAUGACGCCGAGUCCAGUGCCAAGGCGUUGUCUGAGAUUGGUGAGAAGCACGGAUGGUCAUUUUCGAUUCCGCCACCGGCGUCGUGGCUGAGCGACGUAAAGGGGCUGGGUCUCGAGACUUUGUGGGAGGGAGUUCGUGCCGCUCUAUAGCUGAAGGCCUCUUCUCUCGAUCACGGUUGGUCUGGCCAACAACUCGACAGGAGGAGAGGGUUGCCCAUGCGGGCAUGGAUGGGCGAAUAAUUACACUGUCCACUGCGGUCGCCUCCAAGGUGAUUUUUCAGCGGCAGGCAGACACGAGAUCAUGUGGACCUAGGCAUCCAGGGGGCGGUGUUUACAUCCUCUUC